Paramecium tetraurelia is the source of this 1443-nucleotide messenger RNA. RefSeq lists its product as uncharacterized. Gene Ontology annotation, biological process: regulation of signal transduction; protein phosphorylation; G protein-coupled receptor signaling pathway. The transcript has 6 exons. The record is from RefSeq and is a predicted model, not a curated record. NCBI's taxonomy places the organism in Eukaryota, Ciliophora, Oligohymenophorea, Peniculida, Parameciidae. Gene Ontology annotation, molecular function: G protein-coupled receptor kinase activity; G protein-coupled receptor binding; ATP binding.
AUGAAUAUCGAACCUCGCAGAAAUGUUAAGGAAAGGCUCCCAAUCCACUAAAACUUCAUUGAACCUCAUAAUUACUAACCAUUAUUCAAAAGUCCUGUGAGCACUCGUUCAAGAUAACAAAGACCAUCCAAAUUGCCUUCAUUCAAAAUGCCUAGUGGAUAAUAGGUCUCAAUUGCUGUAUCACCACCCGUAUCUCCUUAAUGGAGGACUCGCAAUAUGAGUCGUGCAGAAUCAAGAAUGCUCAAUGUAAGUCCGCCUCAAGUACUUUAAAGUCCAAAAUAUGUGAUCUAGAUGUCAAUCUUUAAUGAAAAUUUAUUAUAAAAAGCAUUACAGAGAAAGAACAAUGAAACUGGAAUGAUAAAAUAACUUGUGUAAACGCCUUAGAAAAUGCUUCAUUAACAAUCCUUAAUUAGAGAAGAUCUAAAUAAAGCUAGUUUUAAAUUCUUAUUUGUACUUGGAAAAGGAGGAUUUGGAAAAGUGUGGAGAGUGGAACUCUGCAAAACUAGAAAGUAAUACGCAAUGAAAGAGAUGAGUAAGGCGAGAAUCUUGUCAAAAAAAUCUGUCCAUUCAGUCUUGAAUGAAAAGAUUCUUCUUAGCAAACUUAGACAUUCGUUUAUUGCCAAUAUUCACUUUGCAUUUUAAGAUCGAGAUCACCUUCACUUGGUGAUGGAUUUAUUAACAGGAGGCGAUUUGAGGUACCAUAUAGGAGUGAAUCGCCGUUUUACAGAAUGGCAAACAAAAUUCGUCAUAGCUUGUUUAUUAUUGAGUUUAGAGUAUCUGCAAAACAAUAACAUUAUUCAUAGAGAUAUUAAACCUGAGAAUGUAGUGUUUGACAAGAAGGGAUAUCCAAGAUUAACAGAUUUUGGCAUAGCUAGAGUUCUGAAGCCAGAGAACAGUUAAGAAACAAGUGGCACUCCAGGAUAUAUGGCCCCAGAGGUGAUGUGUAGACAGAAUCAUGGAAUAGGGGUUGAUCAUUUCGCUUUGGGAGUUAUGAUCCACGAAUUCAUGCUUGGAAAAAGACCUUACGUUGGGAGAUCUCGAAAGGAAAUCAAAGAGAUGAUGUUAACUAAGUAAGUGAAUAUCAAAAGGCAGGAUGGCUGGAGUAGCGACAGUGCAGAUAUUUGUAAUCAAUUAUUACAGAGAAAACAAUAACACAGAUUAGGGUUUGAUGGGGUUUAAUCCAUUAAGAAACACUCUUGGUUUUAGCAUGUUAACUGGCAGAGUCUGAUUGAUAAGACCAUGCCUUCUCCUUUUAGUGAACUGGCCUAUUCUGAAGAUAAGGACUUUAAAAGGUAGAUUUCUUCGGACCAUGACUCUGAAGACUCUCUGAUCUAGGAGAAUGCGGGUGCUUUGAGGAGGAAUUCUAUUCAAGAUAUGUUCAAGGAUUAUGAGUACAAUGAUCGUGGAGUGACUGGGAGCACUAAUUCGACUCAAAUUUAAUGA